Molecule: messenger RNA, 1924 nt
Organism: Pelobates fuscus (common spadefoot toad)
Lineage: Eukaryota; Metazoa; Chordata; Amphibia; Anura; Pelobatidae
Gene: STPG2
Product: sperm tail PG-rich repeat containing 2
Exons: 15
Coding region: 91-1800 (569 amino acids)
Source: RefSeq, a predicted model, not a curated record
GUUCGGAGCAAAGAUCCACACUGUACCUGGAUAUAGCGCCCCAUAUCCUGCGAACACACCAAAUCCUGAGAGUCUUUUUUUGAGGUGACAAUGUAUGAUCGGGCUCCUCGUUCUCUUGCUGUCUGUUUGGGCAGCACUCACGAAAAUGUUGGUCCAGGAUCUUAUGACUUGCCUCUCGAGAAGACCUACAAAACAGAUGGAUAUGCUCCCUUCUUAUCAUUGGCAAAGCGAGAUUUUGCGUUUAAUGUCCAGCAGACAAUAUCUGUUGCUCCUGGUCCCGGACACUAUGAUGUUUCCAAAGUAAAGGAUAAGGUUAAAGGAGGGCAAACUAUGAAGAACAAAGAAUCACGUUUUAAAGAGCCUGCCUCAUCUGUACCUGGGCCUGGUGAAUAUGAACUGCUUUCAAGUAUGGAUACGAAAAUACUGCAAAAGAACCAGGCUGUUUCUCCAACAAAACCACAAACAAGAAUCUUAAGCCAUGUGAAGAAAUAUUAUAUACCAGGGGCUCCUUCAAUUCCUACACCUGGGCAAGCAUUUGGUUACGAGGAGACACAGAAUGGCUCUCUUGUUAAACAACUUCCACCUACAAUGGACCAUAGUAUGGGGCCAGCCUACUAUGAACCUACUAAUCAAGAAGCAUAUGCAACUUUGAAAUACAAGGGUGUACAUUUUGGAAAAUAUUCCGGAAAACGAAUUGAAUUUCAAUACAGAGAAGGACCUGGCCCGGGUGAAUAUGACAUAGAUCAGGAAAGUGCACUGCAUUAUGAGAAUGUCAACUCCAAGAAGGAAGACAAGAAGAAAUAUGAGCCAUUCAUUCCACGGUAUCACGAAGUAAUCGCAUUACAGGAAGAGAAGAAGGGUGUACCAGGACCCGGAAACUAUGAAAUUAUGCGCCACUUUGAUAAUGGACAGAGACUAUCAAAAUCAGCAAAUAUUCCACAGCCACCAUUUCUUUCAAAUGCCGAAAGAUUUCAACCUGCAAAAUCAAUCACCCCAGCCCCAGGAUCAUAUAAUGAACAACGCACAGCAUUUGAGUCCUUGAAAAAAAUAUCAAGUAUGGCACAAAAACCAUUUGGUCAAACUGCAGUUCGAUUUACUCAAGAGCCAAGGCUGCAACAGACACCAGGUCCAGGAUCUUAUGACAUUUUCCGUCAUGGAUUUGCUAAAGAAAUAAUGAAGAAAACAACCUAUGAUAGCACAAAGAAAGGAGGAUUUGGAUCUUUUGCAGUGCGAUCGCUCUCCAUAUCAAAAAGAGACGCAUCCUUAACACCUGGCCCAGCACACUAUGUUGUCAAGGACAAAAUUGAAGAACCAUACAAACAUCAAACAUCAUCUGUCUUUUCAUCAGGAACAGAAAGGCUAUCUUCACAGAUAGGUGCAAAGGAUUCACCGUCUCCAGGUGCCUAUAAUAUUUGUGAAUCAUUGGAAAUAAUACAUGGUAAAGGCAGAUACCGAGCACCCAGGACCACACAUGCAAAAAAAAAACAUGCCUCCUUCUUAAGUUCUACUCCAAGAGCUCUUACAUUAAAGAAUGACUGCAAUGUACCAGGACCAGGAGCCUACAGUCCUGUGAUUAAAACAACACCUCAAGGAUUGUUAUCUCUUUCAAAAGAAGAACGUUUCAAAGAUGUGAAGGAGGAUACGCCUGGACCUGGAACUUAUGAGCUCAGCACAGUUUUCAUGGACACAGUGCUAAGGGGGACAUUCAAUGCAACUUUGCCUAACCCACUGCUGAAUCAAGUGGAGAGUAGCCCACAGAAAGUUCUAGCUCUUAAGCAACCUUUCGCAUUAAGUGUCUAAUUAUGCUUUCUUCCCUUCACUGAUUUGAACUCUACAUGAAGACCCAAAAAGGCAAUCAGGACAUUUUACACAUCACUCAAUUAUGGUUUUUUGCUUUUUUUUUGUUGCAAGUUUUCUGAAUGCU